AUGGGCACCAAAGGUGUUGAAAUGUCCAUCUGGAAUAGUCUCAGCAGAUGCGAAAAACGUAAUGACAUGGCCAGCUUUCCAUCUGGGUCAAAACCCGAAGCUUUUGAUUACGAAAAGCAGGACUCUAAAAAACCGAAAGCACACAAGGGCGUCACACAUCGAAAUGCGUUUAUAGUAAUAAUGCUACUAUUAGUCAGUUUAUGGCUUCACUUCAAUUCCGAUAAGUCUAUGCACAAAAUUUGCGGUCACAAAAUAACUAAAUUCCUUAAUGCUUACUCCUCGCCAUCCCAGGUUCAAGAAUCGUUCGAGAUAACCGUGGAACAAUUACCGGAAGAACCCCCCGUUUUCUCACAACAGCUUCUACAGCACUCGUUUGGCGACUCAUGGGGCAAACCAUUCACGACCAGCUUUAGUCCAUACACUGAAAAGGACUACGAUAGCAUAGUCCUGGAACUCACCACCAAUGUUUCUGGACGACAAUACGACCGCUUGCUUCACGUCUUCAUAGGCGACGUCAACGUAUGGAGGUCAUCGACCGUAAGGCCCUGGGGCAACAAAACCAUCGUCAGCCAUUCCAUCAAGGAUAUUUCGCCUUACAAAUCGCUAUUCCAAGACGAAAAGCUAAACGUAACUCUUCAGUUGGACAAUUUAGUUACCAAUAAACUACCUGGAACCUUCAAUGUUACCUUGAACUUAUAUUAUUAUGCGAAAAAGGAUCAGGGCGUUUCACGGAAUACAGACACGCUACGUGGAAAGCUUCUUGAGAUUUUCACUGCGCCCGCAAACCUUAUUACGCCGUUGGUCACCCGUUUCUCCAGAACCCCUCUCUUCUACUACCCAUUAGCUUCGAAAGAGAAUCCGCGCUGGUCUCGCGGUCUUCCCGAAAUAGAUAGCAAUCCUAACAUUUCCAGAGCUGUGGUCGAGAUUUUCGCAUCUGGCAACGCAGCGGAGGAAGCAUGGUAUACUAACGUUUUGGAUAAGUACAUCACAAAAUUCCGCGGGUCUGGACACGAGCUAUUAGGUCAUGGUCCUUUCCGCGCCAUCAAUGUUUUCUUGACCAAUUCGGAAAGCGAAAUACUCAUUGAUACUGUGAUACCCACUCCUGUUAUCUUUCCGGGCUUCCUCCCACCAUUAUGGCAACCUUGUGUGGGAAUGAAUGCUUUCAAUAUGAAAAGUUUUAAGGUAGAACUAACUCCAUUCCUUUCUCUUUUUGAAACUGGUACAUGGGAACUACAAUUAGAGGUAGUAAGCAGCUUGUCCUCGAGCUUUAAAGACACGGUUGGCGAAAAUUGGAUAAUUUCGGGCAACAUACAUGUUUGGACAGGAAAUGAACAUAUAAAUGGUUCGAAGUUCCUUAACGCUACGGCUUUGAAACCUUCUUUCGAGACCAGUGUGAACGAUAACUUUUCUGAUGAGUUAAGGCAGAUGGUCUUUGCCAAAAAUGGAGUCCUCAUUAGUAGUAUGAUCACCAUAGGCAAUACCGAUUAUGAAAUGCGCGGACUAACGGAAAGCUCAUUAAUGAGCAAUCAAACAUACCUAAACGGAGCUGAUGACGAGCGGGCUGUUGUGGAUCUGUUCACAAAGCGCUCAAUCGUAAUAUCUAAGGACGGGAAAGACCUUUUCCAGCUUUCAGAUGAAACAGGUUGGAUUUUCGAUGCCGAAGUUGACAUCAUAUCGCAGAAGAAGUCCUCCUUGACGUAUUCGGGAACGGUGAGUAGAGAUUUGACACGUUACGUUGGGCUACACGAGAUCGGACAAGAUGGCUCCACUGACGUGCUGCUAUUUCUACAUGGUAGUCAAUCAGGAAAUGCUACAUACCUGUCGUCUCCCGAUAAGACUGAGGGCUCUGGGGAUAGUCUCCACUCCGUUCAGUUCAAGCACGGUUGGCCAUUUGAAAAUAGUUUCAAUCGCACAGUGGCUGUAAAGAACAAUGUAGUGGUAAGUGAUGUCAUAAACUAG
Messenger RNA from Lachancea lanzarotensis, 1959 nucleotides. RefSeq names its product LALA0S11e05402g1_1. The record is from RefSeq and is a predicted model, not a curated record. Bases 1 to 1959 code for a protein of 652 amino acids. The transcript has a single exon. Lineage: Eukaryota; Fungi; Ascomycota; Saccharomycetes; Saccharomycetales; Saccharomycetaceae.